This is a messenger RNA of Phragmites australis (common reed), 3672 nucleotides long. RefSeq names its product alpha-aminoadipic semialdehyde synthase-like. The transcript has 26 exons. Bases 271 to 3459 code for a protein of 1062 amino acids. Gene Ontology annotation, cellular component: cytoplasm. The record is from RefSeq and is a predicted model, not a curated record. Gene Ontology annotation, molecular function: saccharopine dehydrogenase activity. Lineage: Eukaryota; Viridiplantae; Streptophyta; Magnoliopsida; Poales; Poaceae.
GCCUCCCUCGUCGGCGUCGCCAUCCGUCCUCGGGGCCGGAAGCCCACGCAACUCGCUCCCAAAACCUCCAAAAAUUUAAGCCGAAAUCGUUGGCGUGUCCAAAUCGAAACGAACAGCUCGUCCUCCACCAUCAGCACCGCCUAUUAAGCUCUCCGCGCGCGACUCCCCACGCCACCUCACCUCCGCUCCGCCCUCUCCAUUCCGCCGCGAUCCUAUCGAGGAGUUGCUGAUUGCAGGCUCGUGAUCGUGGUGCCUUAAUUGGGCUCCUAUAUGGGUUCUGCUGUAACUGAAAGCAAUGAUACCUUGCUGGGAAAUGGAGUUGUUGGGAUUCUUGCCGAGACUGUUAAUAUGUGGGAAAGGAGGGCACCGUUAACUCCUUCCCAUUGUGCUCGUCUUCUUCUCGGAGGAGGCAAGAGCGGAACUAGAGUAAAUCGGAUCAUUGUGCAGCCAAGCACAAAGAGGAUCCAUCAUGAUGCUCAGUAUGAGGACGCUGGAUGCAAGAUUUCAGACGACCUGUCAGAGUGUGGUCUUAUUAUAGGCAUCAAACAACCAAAGUUACAAAUGAUUCUUCCAGAUCGAGCAUACGCGUUCUUUUCUCACACCCACAAGGCCCAGCAAGAGAAUAUGCCACUAUUAGAUAAGAUCCUCGAAGAAAGGGUGUCUUUGUUCGAUUAUGAGCUAAUCGUUGGAGAUAAUGGGAAAAGAUUGCUAGCUUUCGGGAAGUUUGCUGGUAGAGCUGGGCUGAUAGACUUCUUACACGGUCUUGGACAGCGAUAUUUGAGCCUUGGAUUCACAACUCCGUUUCUCUCGCUGGGGCGAUCUCAUAUGUAUCCUUCACUCGCUGCGGCCAAGGCUGCAGUCAUUGCAGUUGGUGAAGAGAUAGCAACAUUCGGACUCCCAUCUGGAAUUUGUCCGAUAGUGUUUGUAUUCACUGGAGUUGGAAAUGUUUCUCAGGGUGCGCAAGAGAUAUUCAAGCUAUUGCCCCAUGCCUUCGUUGAUGCUGAGAAACUUCCUGAAAUUUCUGCGGCCAGGAAGCUGUCUAAACAGUCUCAGUCAACCAAGAGAGUAUUCCAACUAUAUGGCUGUGUUGUGACUUCAAGAGAUAUGGUCUCUCACAAAGAUCCCAACAGACAUUUUGACAAAGCUGACUAUUAUGCUCAUCCAGAACACUACAUCCCUGUUUUCCAUGAAAGGAUUGCUCCGUAUGCAUCCGUCAUUGUAAACUGUAUGUACUGGGAGAGGAGAUUUCCACGAUUACUAAGCAUCAAUCAGUUACAACAACUGAUGAAGAAUGGUUGCCCUUUAGUUGGUGUUUCUGAUAUUACUUGUGAUAUAGGAGGUUCCAUAGAAUUUGUGAACAAGAGUACAUCAAUAGAGAGGCCUUUCUUCCGCUAUGAUGCUUCUACUCAUUCAUACCAUGAUGAUAUGGAAGGUGAUGGUGUGGUCUGCUUAGCUGUUGACAUUCUCCCUACAGAGUUUUCUAAAGAGGCUUCCCAGCAUUUUGGAGACAUGUUAUCUAAAUUUGUUGCUAGCUUGGCCUCGGCUAAGAGACUGGUGGAACUUCCUUCCUACUUGAGAAUAGCUUGCAUUGCACAUGCUGGCAGACUGACUUCUCUGUAUGAAUAUAUUCCUAGGAUGAGAAAGACUCUGGUAGAUUUGGCACCCAUCAGGGCAAAUCCAUUGCCUCAUAAGAAUUACAGCAGCCUGGUAUCUCUCAGUGGGCACCUCUUUGAUAAGUUCCUUAUAAAUGAAGCUUUGGACAUUAUUGAAACAUCUGGAGGUUCAUUUCGCUUGGUUAGAUGUGACGUUGGACAGAGUAUUGAUGAUAUGUCGUACUCGGAGCUUGAAAUAGGAGCAGAUGAUACUGCCACAUUGGAUAAGAUUAUUGACUCCUUGACUUCUCUAGCUAAUGCACAUGAUGGAGAUCAUUAUGCCAGGGAAGAAACUGAAUUAUCUCUGAAGAUAGGAAAAGUCAAUGAGUGUGGAACUGGCAACAGCAUGGAUAAAGGAGGGCCAAAGGUUUUAAUUCUUGGAGCUGGAAGAGUCUGUCGACCAGCUGCAGAGUUUUUAGCAUCAUAUCCAAACAUUUAUAGUAAUGGUGCUAAUGACAAUAACACAGACCAACUUCAUGUUAUUGUGGCAUCUUUGUAUCAAAAAGAUUCAGAUGAGACAGUUGAUGGAAUUAAAAACGCAACAGCUACUCAGCUUGAUGUUACUGAUACUGGAAGUCUUUCAGAUCUUGUUUCACAGGUUGAAGUUGUAAUUAGCUUGUUGCCUACUAGUUUUCAUGCUGUCAUUGCAAGAGUAUGCAUAGAGCUCAAGAAGCACUUGGUCACAGCGAGCUAUGUUGAUGAAUCCAUGUCAAAGUUAGGCCAAGCUGCUGAAGGUGCAGGUGUAACUAUACUUUGUGAAAUGGGCCUGGAUCCUGGCAUAGAUCACAUGGUAUCAAUGAAGAUGAUUGAUGAAGCACAUGCUCGAAAGGGAAAAAUAAAGGCAUUUACAUCUUUCUGUGGUGGACUUCCAUCUCCAGCUGCUGCGAACAAUCCACUGGCCUAUAAGUUCAGUUGGAACCCAGCUGGUGCCCUCCGAGCUGGGAGCAAUCCUGCUGUCUACAAAUUUCUUGGACAGGUCGUCCAUGUAGACGGUAAUAAAUUAUACAACUCUGCAAAGAGGCUCAGACUACCGGAGCUUCCAGCUUUUGCUCUUGAACACUUGCCAAAUCGGAAUUCCUUGAUAUAUGGAGACCUGUAUGGGAUCUCCAAAGAAGCAUCUACUGUAUACAGGGCUACUCUUCGCUAUGAGGGAUUUAGUGAUAUAAUGGCUACCCUGUCAAAAACUGGGUUUUUUUAUGCUGCAAAUCAUCCACUGCUGCAAGAGAUUAAUCACCCAACAUAUAUGGGUUUUCUUGAUGAACUCCUUAAUGUAAAUGAUAUCUCUACUACUACCACAAACGUAAAUGCUGAAGUUUCCGGAGGACAUGAUGAUGAAUUGGUCUCGAGACUAUUGAUCCUUGGGCAUUGCAAAGACAAAGAAACAGCUGUUAAGACAGUCAAAACCAUCAAGUUCUUGGGACUACAUGAGGAGACACAAAUUCCUAAGGAUUGUUCUAGUGCAUUCGAUGUGAUUUGCCAAAGAAUGGAACAGAGGAUGGCCUAUCACGAUGAUGAGCAGGACAUGGUACUGCUACACCACGAACUGGAGGUGGAAUACUCUGACGGGCGGCCGACCGAAAAGCACCAAGCAACUCUACUGGAGUUUGGAAAGGUUGAAAAUGGCAGAUCCAACACUGCCAUGGCGCUCACCGUCGGGAUACCAGCAGCAAUUGGGGCGUUGCUCUUGCUCCAGAACAAGGUACAGAGGAAAGGAGUGAUCAGGCCUCUGGAACCUGAAAUCUACAUUCCAGCACUAGAGAUCUUGGAAUCAUCAGGCAUCAAGCUGACGGAGAGAGUGGAGACUUGAGAAUUCCAAGUUACUGCAUAGAUCGAUAUAGCAGCGUACUUAUAGCCUCCGCUAGCUUCUCUACAUAUUAUGUUUUGUUGUAAGCGAGGGCAAAGAACCAACUCCCAAAGAACAUACGAUGGCUUGUCCUUGGUGUAAUUAGUGGACCCUCUGCUCUAUAUACCCCCUAUGAAUGAAUAAAAUACCAAAUCAGCUGGUUCGUUUUCGGGCUUA